Molecule: messenger RNA, 909 nt
Organism: Vigna umbellata (rice bean)
Lineage: Eukaryota; Viridiplantae; Streptophyta; Magnoliopsida; Fabales; Fabaceae
Source: RefSeq, a predicted model, not a curated record
AUGGUGGAUCGGCAGCCUCAGUCUAUACCUGAUAUCACGUUCACCGACGCAGAUUUUCACGCGCCCGACCCUGAUCAUGAUGACCCCAUGGUCAUCACGGCCGAAAUAGCUCGGUACGAUGUCAGCAAGGUCCUCGUCGAUCAGGGCAGUUCGGUCAACAUCCUAUACUGGUCCACCUUCAAAAAGAUGGACUUGUCCGAGGAUCUAAUAGCCCCUUUUAACGAACAAAUUGUAGGCUUCUCAGGGGAAAAAGUCAAUACUCGGGGUACCUCGACCUACGAACUCGACUCGGGACAUGUCGGGAUGCACCAGAGCUUAGAGUCAGGUUCCUAUUGGAGGGCGAGAGGGGCUGAAACAGCAGCGAUCGACUUUGACCCCAGAACCAAUAUAGAUGAACGUCUUCAUCCACAAGGAGAUGUCAAACCCCUUCCGCUGGGAGCGGACGCGUCCAAAACCACGACCAUUGGUGGGAGCCUUGCUUUAAACGAUGAACAGGAUCUGGCACAAAUGCUACGAACCAAUGCUGACUUGUUCGCGUGGGUGGCCGCCGAUAUGUCGGGGAUCCACCCCGGAAUCAUGGCCCAUAAAUUGUCCAUCUUCAGGGAGGCGCGCCCGAUUGCGCAAAAGAAGCGACGGUUUGGGGAAGACAAACGCGAUGCCAUCCAGGUCGAGGUCAAGAAGCUGAUGAGCGCCCAGUUCAUCAGAGAGAUAACUUACACCACGUGGUUGUCGAACGUGGUCAUGGUCAAGAAGUCUAACGGCCAAUGGAGAAUGUGUGUAGACUUCACUGACCUCAACAAGGCGUGCCCUAAGGAUUCAUAUCCCUUGCCUAGCAUCGAUUGGUUGGUAGAUGGAGCUUCCGGUCAUGUUGUACUCAGUUUUCUCGAUGCGUACUCGGGAUACAACUAA